This is a messenger RNA of Zingiber officinale, 3439 nucleotides long. Its product is annotated as DNA repair and recombination protein RAD54-like. Gene Ontology annotation, cellular component: nucleus. The record is from RefSeq and is a predicted model, not a curated record. Gene Ontology annotation, biological process: reciprocal meiotic recombination; double-strand break repair via synthesis-dependent strand annealing. Lineage: Eukaryota; Viridiplantae; Streptophyta; Magnoliopsida; Zingiberales; Zingiberaceae. Gene Ontology annotation, molecular function: DNA translocase activity; ATP binding; ATP-dependent chromatin remodeler activity. The coding region runs from base 385 to 3189 and encodes 934 amino acids. The transcript has 21 exons.
GAUUAAGUUAAAUUUUGGAUGUAUAUUUAGAUAUGUAUCAAAUUCGUAAAGACUAUAUACUACCUAAAAUCAUUUAAAAUUAAAUAAUUAAUAUUUUAGUAUUUCAAUUGUUUAAAGAUUCUUGUAAUAAUGUCAAUAUAACAAAAGUAAAUAAUAUUUUUUUGCAAUAAAUUAUAUAGUGUUUUGAUAAUAAAAAUAUUUUGAAUUAAUUAAAAAAUUAUUGUAGAUUUAAACUAUUAAUCUAAAUAUAUUUGGAUCAGGAAACGAGAAUCGCUAAAAGCAUCGGGAUCUCGUUUCCUUUCUUUGGCCGAAUUGGCGCCAAAAAAUUGCUUCACUUGCAAGCUCGCAACCUGCGAAGCGGCGGCGGUGACGGCGACGGCGACAAUGGCGUCCAAACAAGAAGAAGAAGGGGAAGAAGAAGAAGAGAGAGAAGGGGAAGAGUUCGCAUCUUCCGACUCCGAGCGAGGCGAGGAAGGAUCUGAUUACGAAGAGCAAGAUGAUGAAGAAAUCGAACAAGAAGGCGACGAACCCGAGGAGAACCAAGCGUGCUCCUCUGAGUCUCCCUCGUCCGAUCAGGAUAGGAAGUCCCAGAACGUUGCCGCCCUUUUGAGAGGAAAUCUUCAUGUAAGAAGGCAGCCACUUAUUCCACGAAUUCUCUCUGUCUCUGAUGGAGCAGCAGUGGCUAGAAAACCAUUUAAGCCACCGUGCUCCAAAAGAUACAAGGAUCAAAAUGAUGAACUAUCUCGACGGCUUUGGGCUCGUAAAAGGUUUGUUCCAUGGGGUUCAUCAGCACCAAGGAGACCAUUGGUAGCCAUUGACUACAUUCAGCAUCCACCUAGCAUUAAUAGUGAUGAUCCUGAAAGAGAAGAUCAGCUUCUGCCACCUGGGAUAGAGCCUUUAAUUUUAUGGCAGGCAGAUGGAACAGACAAAACAAAUGAUUUACCUCAAAUUGAGGUAGAUGCCUUACUUGUUCGCUAUCUUCGUCCUCAUCAAAGGGAAGGAGUUCAAUUUAUGUUUGAAUGUGUGUCUGGGUUAUCUGGUUCUGAUGGUGUCUCUGGUUGCAUUCUGGCCGAUGACAUGGGUUUGGGUAAGACACUGCAAUCAAUAACUUUAUUGUAUACACUCCUUCGUCAAGGCUUUGAUGGGAAACCAAUGGUUAAGCGUGCAAUGAUUGUUACUCCCACAAGCCUUGUUAGCAAUUGGGAAUCAGAGAUUGAUAAGUGGAUUGGACGAAAAAUUAGAGUUGUUGCUCUCUGCGAAACUACACGAGCCGAUGUUCUAUCCGGGAUUGAAAGUUUCCUAAACCCUUGCAGUGCUUUUCAGGUGCUUAUCAUAUCUUAUGAGACAUUCAGAAUGCAUUCGUCAAAGUUUGAUAAAAAUGGAAGUUGUGAUCUUCUUAUAUGUGAUGAAGCUCACAGGCUUAAGAAUGAUCAGACGCUAACUAAUAGAGCAUUGGGUGCUCUUCCUUGUUUAAGGCGUGUCCUAUUGUCAGGAACACCAAUGCAGAAUGAUCUUGAAGAAUUUUUUGCCAUGGUAAACUUUACAAAUCCAGGAAUUCUAGGAGAUGCUUCAUAUUUCCGACGAUACUAUGAGGCACCAAUAAUUUCUGGACGAGAGCCAACAGCAACUCUAGGAGAAAGGAAGUUGGGUAUUGAGAGAUCAGCAGAACUGAGUGCAAAAGUAAAUCAGUUUAUACUUAGAAGGACAAACACAUUGUUGUCAAAUCACUUACCACCUAAGAUAAUUGAAGUGGUAUGCUGUCGAUUGACUCCUCUGCAACUUGAACUCUACAACCAUUUUAUUCAAUCAAAAAAUGUUAAGAGAGUCAUAUCUGAAGAGAUGAAGCAAUCCAAAAUUUUAGCAUAUAUAACUGCUCUAAAGAAGUUAUGCAAUCAUCCAAAGCUCAUAUAUGAUUCUAUCAAAAGUGAUAAAUCAGGAACAUCAGGAUUCAGUGACUGCAUACGAUUUUUUCCUCCUGAAUUAUUUUCUGGAAGAUCUGGCACCUGGACUGGUGGUGCUGGAGUAUGGGUGGAGCUAUCUGGAAAAAUGCAUGUCCUGGCACGACUACUUGGACAUCUUCGUCAAAAGACAGAUGACAGAAUCGUUCUUGUAUCCAACUAUACUCAGACAUUGGAUCUCUUUGCUCAAUUGUGCCGGGAAAGGCGGUACCCCUUUUUGAGGCUUGAUGGAACUACAUCCAUUGGAAAAAGGCAGAAGCUGGUCAAUUAUUUUAACGAUCCAUCUAAGGAUGAGUUUGCAUUCCUUCUAAGCAGCAAAGCUGGUGGCUGUGGACUUAAUUUGAUUGGCGGAAAUCGUCUGGUUCUUUUUGAUCCAGAUUGGAAUCCUGCUAAUGACAAACAGGCUGCAGCAAGAGUGUGGAGGGAUGGACAAAAGAAGCGAGUCUAUAUCUAUCGAUUCUUAAGUACAGGAACCAUAGAAGAAAAGGUGUACCAGCGUCAAAUGUCGAAGGAAGGACUUCAGAAAGUUAUUCAGAAGGAGCAAGCAGAAAGUGAGAUGCCACAAGGGAACUUUUUCUCUGCAGAAGACCUGCGUGAUCUUUUUACUUUUCAUGAAAAUGUCAGGUCUGAGAUUCAUGAAAACAUGAAUUGUGCGCGUUGCAAGAAAGAGCCAACAGCAAUGGACAGAACUUCGAAUGAGAUAGAGUUAGAUAAUCUUGGGGGCUCAUGUGAAGGAAAAGAGCAGCCCAAUGUUGCGGUGAAUGAUAUUGGUGGAUUUGCUCAAGUUGCUGGAUGUUCACAUAAAUUGCAAAGCUCACAGCGACAGCUCGGAACCCCAUCCGAAGAAGAUUUGGGAAGCUGGGGCCAUCACCCAGACCCAGCAACUGUACCUGAUGCAAUUCUUCAAUUGUCAGCUGGUGAUGAGGUGGCAUUUGUAUUUACUAAUCAGGUGGAUGGAAAGCUUGUUCCUGUUGAAUCUGCAUCAAGAUCCCAAAACCAGAACCAAACCUAUGGGAACUUAAUGGUGUCUGCAAACUUUAAACAACAAAACCAAAACACUCGCCAAAAGAGUUUAGCGACUGUAGGCACCACCGUGUCGUGGGAGUCAAAGUCGAUAAGAAGAACAUUGCCCAAAUUACAUGCGAUUGAGAAGCCUAAUGCUUCUUUUGGCGGUCUAUCCUCCCUCAAAAGGACACCUACCUCUGCUUUGUCUGACGAUGAUUUCACUUAAACCAGCUUGUUUGAUCCUUUAUUAAACCGAAACUGAUCCUCUGCCGCCACACUCAAAUCGGUAUAUACCACAGAAACAAAGUUGCAGAUACUCAACACAUUGGUGAAGGUCCCUUCUAUAUCUAUAAUCAAACGAGCCUCUUUUUCUUGUUUUUUCAUGUUGCAGUCAUCAUUAUUAUCAUGUUUUUGCAUAAAAUUGUCAUUCGGUUUGUAUUACUUUUGUGAACAAAUAUGAAAAUAAUUAAUUUUAG